UGCGCAAGCGCAGUUAGUAAGAUCCGGGCUCCAGACAGGAUGAAUGCAAAUUUCCAAGAUGGCGGUGGAGGGAGGAGGGAAGGAGAUGAACGAAAUUAAAACUCAAUUCACCACUCGGGAAGGCGUCUAUAAACUCCUCACGCACUCCGAAUACAGCCGUCCCAACAGAGUGCCUUUUAAUUCACAGGGCUCCAACCCGGUCAAAGUCUCUUUCGUGAACGUCAACGACCAGUCCGGUAACGGCGACAGAAUCUGUUUCAAUGUGGGCCGGGAACUCUACUUUUAUAUUUACAAAGGCGUGAGAAAGGCUGCCGACCUGAGCAAGCCCAUAGACAAGCGGAUAUAUAAGGGAACGCAGCCCACGUGUCAUGACUUCAACCCGCUGUCGGCAACGGCCGAGAGCGUCUCCCUGCUGGUGGGCUUCUCCGCCGGACAGGUGCAGCUCAUCGACCCCAUCAAGAAGGAGACCAGCAAGCUGUUCAACGAGGAGAGGCUGAUCGACAAGUCUCGGGUGACGUGCGUGCGGUGGGUGCCGGGCUCGGAGAGCCUCUUCCUGGUGUCGCACGCCAGCGGCAGCCUGUACCUGUACAACGUGGAGCACAGCUGCGUCUCGGCGCCGCCGCACUACCAGCUGCUGCGGCAGGGCGACGGCUUCGCCGUGCACACCUGCAAGAGCAAGCAGGCGCGCAACCCGCUGCGCCGCUGGACGGUGGGCCAGGGCACGCUCAACGAGUUCGCCUUCUCGCCGGACGGCCGGCACGUGGCGUGCGCCAGCCAGGACGGCUACCUGCGCGUGUUGGGCUUCGACAGCGGCGAGCUGCACGGCGCCAUGAAGAGCUACUUCGGCGGCCUGCUGUGCGUGUGCUGGAGCCCCGACGGGCGGUACGUGGUGGCGGGCGGCGAGGACGACCUGGUGACGGUGUGGUCGUUCGGCGAGCGGCGGGUCAUCGCGCGCGGCCACGGCCACAAGUCGUGGGUGAGCGUGGUGGCGUUCGACCCGUGCACCACCACCAUCGUGGGCGUGGACGGCGACGCGCCGGCCGAGUUCAGCGGCAGCGACGAUGACUUCCAGGAGACGCCCGCCCCUGCGGCGGCGGCGGCGGACUUCGGGCGCGAGCGCGCCAACAGCGCCCAGUCGCGCCUCUCCAAGUGCAACUCCACGGACGGCUGCGCCAUGAGCGUCUCCUACCGCUUCGGCUCGGUGGGGCAGGACACCCAGCUGUGUCUCUGGGACCUCACCGAGGACAUCCUGUUCCCCCACCUGCCCCUGUCCCGCACUCGGACUCACACCAACGUCAUGAACGCCACCACCACCGCCACUAAUGCCACCACCACUACUAACGCCACCCCGAACGCCAACAGCACGGCGGGCACCAACGGUGGCGGAGACAAGACGCCCGUGCUGUCCCACCCGCAGACGAACUGUCUGUCCGGCGGCUCGCUGCCGCGCUCCAACAGCCUGCCGCACUCCACGGCGCCGCCAGGGGGCAGCACCCCCAACAGCCACCCCAAGGCCAGCAGCAUCAUGGAGAGCGCGCUGAUUGCCACGGGCGUGCACAAGUUCGCCACGCUCACGCUGGCGCACGACUCGCGCAAGGAGCGCCACCACGAGAAGGAGCACCGCAGGAACCACAGCGUGGGCUACGUCGGCAGCAAGAGCAACGACAAGCUCAACCAGCUGAGCGGCUCGCGCUCGGCCACGGGCUCGGCGGGGCCGGGCAGGACUCUGGGCACCACCCUGUGCCCGCACAUGGAGGAGGUGCCUGUGCUGGAGCCGCUGGUGUGCAAGAAGAUCGCCCACGAGAGGCUCACCGUGCUCAUCUUCCUGGACGACUGUCUGGUCACCGCCUGCCAGGAGGGAUUCAUCUGCACGUGGGCAAGGCCCGGCAAGGUGGGCCUUCUGUCGUCCCAGAACCCCGGCAGCUCUCCGAGCGGGACGGUGGUGUAGGCUGCAGGGGGCGCUGUGCUGCUUAGCUGAGCGGAGCUCCACAGUGCAGGGGGCGCGUCAGACGGACCUGGCCCAGCAGGGGCCCACGGAUGCUGGGGUGAGAAUCCUCCUCUGCUGGCCACUGCCCAGGACGAGAGUCGGAGUGAGAGCCAGGCGGCUGCAUCAGGGCAGAGUGGGCAGAGCCAGUGCUGGAGAAGAGGGCACUGUUGGCAAGCAUGCCGGGGCCCGUGUGGAUGUGUGAAAGGGCCCCUGGAAGUCCUGCAAUGUUCUGUGGAUAAGAGGAAGAGGGGAAUCUCACCCUUUUUUUUAAGUUCUGUUUUAAAAACCUCCCUCUCAGUUUGGCU
Molecule: messenger RNA, 2292 nt
Organism: Alosa alosa (allis shad)
Lineage: Eukaryota; Metazoa; Chordata; Actinopteri; Clupeiformes; Clupeidae
Product: WD repeat-containing protein 20-like
Exons: 4
Coding region: 44-1948 (634 amino acids)
Molecular function (GO): protein binding
Source: RefSeq, a predicted model, not a curated record